Molecule: messenger RNA, 1351 nt
Organism: Frieseomelitta varia
Lineage: Eukaryota; Metazoa; Arthropoda; Insecta; Hymenoptera; Apidae
Exons: 2
Coding region: 351-695 (114 amino acids)
Source: RefSeq, a predicted model, not a curated record
GGAGGGCGUUAGCGUGGGACAAGGACAACAUUAUAAAUUAGAAGUGAUUGUAAUUAUAGAAGAUGAAAGAACUAAUUUUUUUUUUAUAGAAAGAAUCAUUUAUGGUGAUUCACUUGAUCGCUAUUUUAUGUCUAAACGAGUUCAAAUAUUCAUUGUGUUUGUGGUAUUAAUCAUAGUUCUACCACUUAUUUGUAUAUGAAUGUGUAAAUGAAAAAGCUGGAACAUAAUGUACUUAUGUUGUAUUAUAGUGAAUAAAGUAUUGAUAAAAAGAUAAGAAGUGAUUAUAAAUAAUGUAGAUUCCUUGUUUGGCAUUAUGAAGUAAGGAUUUCAAUCAUUGAAGACUGAUUACUAUGAUUAAUGAGAUUAUCAUAAGUAAAAUGUCCUCGCAAGAUACUCAAUCAAAUUCAAAUCACAAAUGUUCAGAUCGAGUUGUUACUGAUUCAGUGCAUUCAAGGUUUCGUCCCUCAGGUGUAUAUUGCAAUACGUGCAAUAUAAAUGUUAUUGGAAAUCACUCUGCCAUAGAAAGUCAUUUCAAUAAUUCUCAUCCUUCGAAGGAAUUUUGUUGUUACUGUAGAGGCAAAGUAUUCACUUAUAUACAAAUGUCUAAUGAUGAUUGCGUGGAAAAGCCAAAGUACAUUGUUUACCACAAAUGUAGCAUUAGAAAGGAAGAAGAAAGUACAAGAGAAUCUCUUUAAAGAUAUUAAUAUAUUUAAAUAAAAUAUAUAUCUCAUAAAAUUAUGCUACAUACAAUCUGUGCAAUAACAAGUAAUAUGCAAGCACAGGAAAAUAUUUGAAAUUACAAAAAGAGCCUUACAAUGACAAAUGCAAAAAUAUAUAAUAUAAUCAUCAAUCAAAAAACAUGACAUUUUCAUCAUUUUAUAUAUGAAUAUUACAACAAAAUUUGAGCUUACAAAUAUUGUUACGAUUUAUUCCAAGUAUAAAAGUACAUAUAUUUAUAUGUAAUGCAAACUUAUUCUUUGUACACGUUGCAGUUAAGACAGUUUCUAAGAUAUUUGUAAUAAAAUUAUUUAAUUAAUUGAUAGAAAUUUCUUUGAUAGGCGACUGUUCGCAAUACUGACAAAAAGGAAUAUUUAAUUUAAGUAGCUAUAUAGUAAAUACUGAUAGAAAGGAACGUGAAAUUUAAUUAUAUAGUAAAUUAAUAUAAUAUAGAAUAUAUAUAAUCAGUUGUGUCAAAUGUCGAAUACGGUUCCUUUUACGUUUUACAAUUGUGCCUAGCAUUGCCAAUUACGCUCAACGUGAUAUUCCAUUAAUGUACUCGUAACGCAUACUUAUAUAUAUUAUUUAUGUGUACAUGUAUGUAUAAAUAUAUUUUCUUGAAAUUUUGUAUCAA